UCUCUCUCUCUCUCUCUCUCUCUACUGUGAAAACCCUUUCCGAUUUUCUUCUAUAAAAGGUUUGAUUCUGUUGUUGACCCACAUUGUUCGAGAUUCUCGAAAUCUCGAUUCUCGAUUACUUUUGUCGGUGUAAUGUCCUUUUCGAGAAUGCGCGUUCCUUCAGCUCACAAGCCACCGAUCGACCGUACAAAUGGAUCUUCUAGAAGACGGCUAUAAAUCCGCCUCAUUAAAUACGGCAUCAUCCGCAUUUUUCUCCGCUAACCAGUCUCCAAAUUCGGACAAUCCAUGCCUAAAAAUGGAUUCCCCAAAAAAGAAAGAUUCCACAAACCUCGAUUCGGAAUCUUUAACCAGCAUCAGAUUCGGAUCCACCGAUGUAUACAACAGCGCUCUAUCGAGCUACAGUUUCCACCCUUCGAAAGACAAGGGCAAAAGGGUAAAUAGAUUGCCGGAAAUCUCGCCCCAACCAUCUCCCUUCACCUCCAACAACCGAUCGAGAAGCUACGACGUGUACAUAGGUUUUCACGGGCGUAAACCUUUGUUACUUAGGUUCACAAACUGGCUCCGGUCCGAAUUAGAGGUACAAGGUUUGAGCUGCUUCGUAACCGACAGAGCCAGGUGUCGGAAUUCCCGAAAGCACAGAAUAGUCGAGAGAGCAAUGGACGCCAGCUCGUUCGGAGUUGUGGUAUUGACGAAAAAGUCCUUCAGAAAUCCCUACUCGAUCGAAGAGCUCCGAUUCUUCUCCGGCAAGAAGAAUCUCGUCCCUGUGUACUUUGACGUGGGCCCCGCCGACUGCCACGUCAGAGACAUAACCGAGAAGCAGGGUGAGGUUUGGGGCGGCAAAUAUGGCGGCGAGCUUUGGCUGCACUAUGGCGGGGUCGAGAAGGAGUGGAGGGAGGCCGUGGCGGCACUUUCGUUUUCCGACGAGUGGAAAUUGGAGGCGAGUGGCGGCAAAUGGAGGGAUUGCAUAUUACGAGCCGUCACUCUUUUGGCGUUGAGAUUAGGGAGGCGGAGCAUUGUGGAUAGGCUGAGCAAGUGGAGAGAGAAAGCAGAGAGGGAAGAAUUCCCUUACACUCGAAACGAGAAUUUCGUCGGUCGAAAAAAGGAGAUAUCGGAGAUCGAAUUCAUGCUGUUCGGCGAUGUUUGUGGUGAUUCUGAAAAAGACUAUUUCGAUCUGGAGACGAAACCCAAAAAACCUGACGAAAAACAGAGUAGCAAGAGUAAAGGGAAAGAGCCGAUUAUAUGGAAAGAAUCCGAAAAGGAAAUCGAAAUGAACACCACCACCGAACAACCAUUGAAGUACAGGAGCAACGGGAGUAGAAGACGAAGAAGACGAUCGAACAGAGUUAUUUACGGAAAAGGGAUCGCGUGUAUAUCGGGCGAACCGGGUAUCGGCAAAACGGAGCUGCUUUUGGAAUUUGCUUAUCGUUUCCGCCAAAGGUAUAAAAUGGUGCUUUGGAUCGGAGGAGAAAGCAAAUACAUUCGACAAAAUUAUCUUAAUUUGUGGUCGUUUUUGGAAAUCGAUGUUGGUGUGGAGAGCUCUUCUUCAGAGAAAGGCCGAACGAAGAGCUUCGAAGAACAAGAGGAAUCCGCCAUAGCUAGGGUUCGAAAGGAGCUCAUGCGCGAUAUUCCGUUUUUAGUAAUAAUCGACAAUUUGGAGAGCGAAAAAGAUUGGUUUGACCACAAGCUCGUGAUGGAUCUUCUUCCCCGUUUCGGCGGCGAAACUCAUGUAAUAAUCUCCACUCGUCUCUCUCGGGUGAUGAAUAUCGAGCCUUUAAAGCUCUCUUUCCUAUCGGGAAUCGAAGCGGUGUCUUUAAUGCAAGGGGUUGUAAAAGACCAAUCGAUUACGGAAAUCGAUGCUUUACGAGCUAUCGAGGAGAAACUAGGGAGGCUUACGCUCGGCCUUGCUAUAGUAGGGGCAAUUUUGUCCGAGCUUCCGAUUAAUCCGAGUAGAUUGUUAGAUACCGUAAAUAGAAUGCCAUUGAGGGAUAUAACAUGGAGCGGCCGCGAAAAUCAUUACCUAAGACGAAACAAUUUCCUCUUGCAGCUCUUCGAGGUUUGCUUCUCGAUAUUCGACCACGCCGACGAAAGUUUAGCGACGAGAAUGGUUCUUGCUAGCGGCUGGUUCGCUCCGGCGGCGGUCCCCACCUCCAUUCUAGCUCUCGCCGCCCACGGAAUACCGGAGAAGCACCACCACCGCCGCCUGUGGAGGAAGAUUAUGUACUCGUUGACGUGCGGCUUCACAUCGAAUUACGCUCGGAAAUCCGAAGAAGAAGCUUCUUCGUUACUAUUGAGAUUUAAUAUAGCAAGAGGAUGCACAAAACAAGGGUACAUUCGUUUCAACGAGCUCGUGAGCUUGUACGCGCGCAAGAGGGGCGUUUUGGGCAUUUCACACUCGACGGUGCGGGCGGUGUUCUAUCGAGGAUCCGUGGCCCACGACCCGGAUCAUAUAUGGGCCGCAUGUUUCCACCUCUUCGGGUUCGGCAAGGAUCCGAUUCUCGUCAAUCUCAAAGUGACCGAAUUGCUGUUUGUUGCUAAAGAGGUGGUUCUGCCGCUGGCGGUAAAGACGUUUAUGACCUUCUCGAGGUGCGGGACGGCAAUGGAGCUGCUCCGCCUCUGCACGGAGGCGCUGGAGGCGGCGGACCAGACGUUCGUGACACCUGUCGAGAAGUGGUUGGACAGGUCGCUGUGCUGGAAACCCGUCCAGACAAACGCUCAGUUGAAUCCUUGUCUGUGGCAAGAACUCGCACUAACGAGAGCUUCGGUUUUGGAAGUGCGCGCAAAGCUUAUGGCGAGAGGCGGGUUAUUUGAUAUAGGAGAUGAUUUAAUUAGGAAGGCGAUUUUUAUUCGGACUUCGAUUUGCGGUGCGGACCAUCCGGAAACCGUAUCUGCUCAAGAGACGCUUAGUAAGCUCACUAGAUUAAAUGCUGCUAGUGUUCUAAAUCAUACUUCACCAUAGAUUUUUAUUUUUCUUUUUUUUCUUUUUUUUUCGGAAAACGGAGUUCAUAAUAGAUCAUAACUUAUAGUACAUUUUUUUUAAAUAAGGUGAUUUAUAUAGAUAGAUGAGGAUUUUUUUUUAUAUAUACCAUCUUUUGAUUUA
This is a messenger RNA of Erythranthe guttata (spotted monkey flower), 3097 nucleotides long. RefSeq lists its product as uncharacterized. Gene Ontology annotation, molecular function: ADP binding; ATP hydrolysis activity. Gene Ontology annotation, biological process: signal transduction; recombinational repair. The record is from RefSeq and is a predicted model, not a curated record. NCBI's taxonomy places the organism in Eukaryota, Viridiplantae, Streptophyta, Magnoliopsida, Lamiales, Phrymaceae.